Cebus imitator (Panamanian white-faced capuchin) is the source of this 3534-nucleotide messenger RNA. It is a transcript of the gene ANKRD13B, whose product is annotated as ankyrin repeat domain 13B. Gene Ontology annotation, molecular function: protein binding. Gene Ontology annotation, cellular component: cytoplasm. The record is from RefSeq and is a predicted model, not a curated record. Lineage: Eukaryota; Metazoa; Chordata; Mammalia; Primates; Cebidae. Bases 37 to 2376 code for a protein of 779 amino acids. The transcript has 15 exons.
CAUCCCUCGCCGGCCGCUCGGGCUGAGGGCCGGGCUAUGCGGCUGCGGGGAGCCGGGGGCUGGGGGCGCGCGUCCCUGAGGCGAAGUCCCCGGGGCCCGCGCGCGGUGCGCCCCCGCGCCCGCUUCGGGCUCCUGCUCCCUCCGCUGAGCGGCGUCUUUGUGUGCGGGGGUGUGGGAGGCGAGCGCGAGUCCGCGCCGCGCCGCCGAGUGCCCGCUCCCUCCCAGGACGGGUGGGGGCCUCUCCGCGCUACCCGCUGCCGCCGCCGCCGCCGCCGCCGCCUCGCGAGGACGCCAGUCGCCCGCGCCGCCCGCACCGCGCGGGGCGCGCCGCCCCCGCCCGCCGCCGCCGCCGCCGCCGCCGCCGCUCGCACAUGCCCGAGCCGCAGCCCCGCGAGCAGGCAGCGCCGGCCCCCAGCCCCGCGGCCCCGGGCCCAGGCUCCGGCGCCGUCCCUCCUCCCCAGCCGGGCGCCGCGGCCCCGGCAUGAGGAGCGGGCGAUGAUCCCCGCCAACGCCUCCGCCAGGAAGGGGCCCGAGGGCAAGUACCCGCUGCACUACCUCGUGUGGCACAACCGCCACCGCGAGCUGGAGAAGGAGGUCCGCGCUGGCCAGGUGGACAUUGAGCAGCUGGAUCCCCGCGGCCGGACUCCGCUGCACCUGGCCACCACACUGGGGCACCUUGAGUGUGCCCGUGUGCUCCUGGCUCACGGCGCAGAUGUGGGCAGGGAGAAUCGCAGCGGCUGGACAGUGCUCCAGGAGGCUGUGAGUACCCGGGACCUGGAGCUGGUGCAGCUGGUGCUGAGGUACCGGGACUACCAGCGGGUGGUGAAGCGGCUGGCGGGCAUCCCCGUGCUCCUGGAGAAGCUGCGCAAGGCCCAGGACUUCUACGUGGAGAUGAAAUGGGAGUUCACUAGCUGGGUACCCCUAGUGUCCAAGAUCUGCCCUAGUGACACCUACAAAGUGUGGAAGAGCGGACAGAACCUGAGGGUAGACACUACGCUUCUGGGCUUUGACCACAUGACCUGGCAGCGAGGGAACCGUAGCUUCGUCUUCAGGGGCCAAGACACAAGCGCUGUGGUCAUGGAGAUUGACCACGACCGCCGGGUGGUGUACACAGAGACGCUGGCACUGGCCGGGCAGGACCGGGAGCUGCUGCUGGCUGCCGCCCAGCCCACCGAGGAGCAGGUGCUGAGCCGGCUCACUGCGCCCGUCGUCACCACGCAGCUUGACACCAAGAAUAUCUCCUUUGAGAGGAACAAGACUGGCAUCCUGGGUUGGCGCAGUGAGAAGACGGAAAUGGUGAAUGGGUAUGAAGCAAAGGUAUAUGGGGCAUCCAACGUGGAGCUCAUCACCCGGACACGGACAGAGCAUCUUUCAGAACAGCACAAGGGCAAGGUCAAAGGCUGUAAGACGCCUUUGCAGUCCUUCCUGGGAAUUGCUGAGCAGCACGGGGGCCCCCAAAAUGGGACCCUGAUCACUCAGACUCUGAGCCAAGCCAACCCCACUGCCAUCACUGCAGAAGAAUACUUCAACCCCAACUUUGAGCUGGGCAACCGUGAUAUGGGCCGCCCCAUGGAACUGACCACCAAGACACAGAAGUUCAAGGCCAAGCUGUGGCUGUGUGAGGAGCAUCCCCUGUCCCUGUGUGAGCAGGUGGCCCCCAUCAUUGACCUCAUGGCUGUCAGCAAUGCGCUUUUUGCCAAGCUCCGGGACUUCAUCACCCUGCGCCUGCCUCCUGGCUUCCCGGUCAAAAUUGAAAUCCCGAUCUUCCACAUCCUUAACGCCCGCAUCACCUUUGGGAACCUCAACGGCUGCGACGAGCCGGUGCCAUCAGUGCGAGGCAGCCCCAGCAGCGAGACGCCUUCCCCAGGCAGCGACUCCUCCAGCGUCAGCAGCUCCAGCUCCACGACCUCCUGCCGCGGCUGCGAGAUCUCCCCGGCGUUGUUCGAGGCCCCGCGUGGCUACAGCGUGAUGGGCGGCCAGCGGGAGGCGGCGACCCGCGACGAUGACGACGACCUGCUGCAGUUCGCCAUCCAGCAGAGCCUGCUUGAGGCGGGCAGUGAGUACGACCAGGUCACCAUCUGGGAGGCGCUAACCAACAGCAAGCCAGGCACCCACCCCAUGUCCUUCGAGAGUCGCCGACAGGACAGGAGCGCCCCGCCCACGCCACAGCGCCAGCCUGCGCCCCCGGCAUCAGUGCCCAGCCCUCGGCCCAGCCCGGGACCGGGUUCCGGCCGCCGCGUGUUCCGGAGCUACGACGAGCAGCUGCGGCUGGCGAUGGAACUGUCGGCGCAGGAGCAGGAGGAGCGGCGGCGGCGCGCGCGUCAGGAGGAGGAGGAGCUGGAGCGCAUCCUGAGGCUCUCACUGACCGAGCAGUAGCGCCCCCUGCUGGGCCCCUUGCCUGCGCCACGCGCGCCACGCCCAUAGACUGGAGCCUGCGCGCCUGCCGAGCGGCGGCUGGAGACUGGAGCCACCACCUCGGGGAUGCAGCAGUGGACCAGGCACGGUUCGGGGAGGGAUUUGGCAUGGGAGCGGAGUACCUUUCCAGGCCAGGGCCCUGGAGGCAGCUGGCACGGCCUGGUCCCCUGCUUUGCUGUAUCCUGAUCCCCAGCCCGGUCCCCUGGGCUCAGAUCUGUCCAAGGGCGGAGCCAGGCGAUCCCGAGGGGGAGAUUAAUCCUUAGAGGGGCGCUGUCCCCAUCCCUUGCUCCUUCUGGCCGGUUCGCAUUUCUGUUCACUAACCCCACUCCAGGACACUGCCCCUGAAGCCUUUGCAUCUCUGCUCUUCACCCCUGGGGGGCAGCUGAGCUCCCCGCGUGCUGUGUCGCUGCUUUGUCCCAGACACAAACCAGCACGUCAAGGGCCCAGCCCCUCCCCCACCCCGGCAUUUCAGCGUCAAGUGCACUUAGCGGGGUGCCCGGCUCCCCCAGCCCCCACACCCGUCCUGGGUCUCAGGGUGGUCCUAACUUCUUCUUGGGCAGCCAGAAGUUGGAGUCCCAUCCCCCCCAAGGCACAUUUUUUUUUUCUUUUUUGUGAUCAGGGAGUGUGUCCAACGUAGCCCCCUGGCCUGGGCAAGCCCUGACUCCCUCAUGGUGCCUCGGAGAGUGGGGAGCAUAUUGGGCUGGGGUAAGCACUAGACCGACUAGACUGGACACAAAGGGCUCGCCCAGGGCCCUGGCGCCACCCCCACCCCUUCCCACCAGCUGCUGCUAGCCUCUGUGGUUGUACAUCCCACUUGUCCCCACACGGGGACUGACUCUAAAACCUUUCAUCCAAUGGUGCUAACCCCCGGCUCUUCCCUGCCCCACCUCACCUACCCAGAGAAGCACAGACCCCGCCAGGGGCAGGGGCCCACCGCACACCCUUGUCCCGGGCCUGUCUGGGACUGGCCUUCCCGGCUCAGCCAGUGAGGCUCAGAAGGGACACAAAAAGGGAUGGAAGAAGAAAAGAACAAAGAGAAACUGUUCCUCCCACUCCCUUCCCUGAUGCCAGGGGCACCAGACUGAUUCUGAGGCACAAUAAAAGAGGCUUCAAACUGGA